AUGAUUUGGCGUUGUUUCAUCUGCUGCCUUUUUGUGGCAGUGACAUUAAGAGCAUUGCUGAACCACAUCAAUACGGUACACAGCCGUAGUCCGAAUUUCCGUGUCAUCUGCGGCAUUGACGGCUGCACUCAGGAAUACAGAGUGUACAACUCUUUUUACUACCACGUCAAACGGAGCCAUGCCUCGCAUCUCCUCAGCCGCAAGUGUAUGAGGCCCAGUGGAGACCGAACGGCGGGUAAAGCCGCGGAGGACAGUGCAGGGCCGUGUACAGCCAGAUAUGUUCCAAUGCAACCGAGAGAAAGAUGUUUGGAGAAUUUUGAUGUACCUAGCAUUCAGUCAGCACUAGAGGCACACGAACCCACUACAGCAAGCACACCAACAGGUGUUGUUAGUGAUGUUGGCUGCUCCACCACCGAAAAUGCCCGAGGUCACGCCGCUCCAGCUCCGGAUGGCGCUCCGCCAGCUUCUACUGAAGACACAGCGCUUACAGCCCAGGCGGAACAGGAUGAAGUACUACCCGAAUCUACACAACUAGGAGAAAGUGCUAUACAUGAAGAGACUAAUGUGGAUCUACUGAAGAAACAUGCCACUGCCUUUGUGCUCUCUGCUAAAGAGAAACACCGUUUAUCACAGAGUGCAGUCAAUGAUAUUGUAGCUGGAGUGCAGAACUACCAAGCUUCACUGCUGGACAGUUUGAAAAAUCAGAUGGCACGGGUAUUCCAGAGACAUUCAGAAGUUACAGAUCAGCUGCUUAGUGAGUCAAUGGACAUUUUUGAUAGUUUUGAAGACCCAUUUGCCAGAGUUUCCACUACAUAUAUGCAGGACUCAACCGUCAAGGAGCUGUUUGGAGUAGUGGAAGCACAAGAAAUUGAGAUUGCCCGGUCUGCAUGCUAUAAAGGACAAGGACCCUCUCGUGCUCUUGCUAUUAGAUCUGAGUGCAUUUACUACAUACCUUUGAUCAAAAGUUUGGAACAAUUACUUUCACAUCCUGUGGUUCUAUCAAUGUUUGACAAAGGUGUAGAGACAUGUAGGGCUGGAUUUUUAAAGGACAUCAUUGAUGGUGAUAUUUUGAAAUCACAUCCAUUGUUCUCUGUUAGACCCAAUGCCCUACAGCUGAUACUGUAUACUGACGAAAUAGAACUGUGUAAUCCUCUGGGGUCACAUGCCUCAAAAAACAAACUUCUAAUGGUGUACUAUACUUUAGGGAAUAUACAUCCUAAAUAUAGGUCUAAGCUGGCUGCUAUCCGUCUACUUGCUAUUGCAAAAGCAACGGAUAUUGCUCAGUGUAGCGUUGAUGUGAUACUGAAUAGAAUACUGGAAGAUCUGAUUUUGCUGUACAAUGGUGUGAGAAUCAAAACAGUGGCGGAUGAGAGAGUUGUAUAUGGAGCAUUAGUCUCAUUUUGCGGUGACACCUUGGCUCAGCAUGAGGUUACAGGGUUUAAAGAGGGAGUUGGAUUUUCAUUCUGUAAAUGCAGACACUGCGAGUGCAGUUUUGAAGACAUGCAGCUUUACUUUGAUGAGGACAGCUUUGUUCAACGGACAUUAGGUUGGCACAUCAGACAAUGUAAUGAAAUUGAGAGGGCCCCUACUGAUUUUUUAAGAAACAGUUUGAAAACCACAUAUGGAAUUAACAGGAAAAGCAAAUUAGUAGAUUUUCCAUCAUUUGAUCUAAUUAAGCAAACUCCGCAAGAUAUCAUGCAUGUAAUACUUGAGGGAGUAGCACCACUUGAAAUAAAAAGUGUGUUGAAACAUCUGGUCCUGUUAGGACAGCUUGACCUAGACACAUUCAAUAGCGCUGUACUAGGAUACCCGUACUCUUUUGAUAUACACUACUGA
Messenger RNA from Pygocentrus nattereri (red-bellied piranha), 1836 nucleotides. RefSeq lists its product as uncharacterized. NCBI's taxonomy places the organism in Eukaryota, Metazoa, Chordata, Actinopteri, Characiformes, Serrasalmidae. The transcript has 4 exons. The coding region runs from base 1 to 1836 and encodes 611 amino acids. The record is from RefSeq and is a predicted model, not a curated record.